This is a messenger RNA of Manihot esculenta (cassava), 1897 nucleotides long. Its product is annotated as putative F-box protein At1g23770. The coding region runs from base 46 to 1677 and encodes 543 amino acids. Gene Ontology annotation, molecular function: protein binding. The record is from RefSeq and is a predicted model, not a curated record. NCBI's taxonomy places the organism in Eukaryota, Viridiplantae, Streptophyta, Magnoliopsida, Malpighiales, Euphorbiaceae. The transcript has a single exon.
AUUCACCUACCUCGUCUCUCACGCUACCCAAUUCUUGUUUCCACCAUGAAGCUCCGACUGAGAUCUCUGCAAAAUAAAGAUACUUUUAAAUUGGAUUUGCCUAAUGACUGCACUCUGCAACUGCUCCGAGAAACCCUUUCUCAUGCCCUCUCUUCUUCUUCUUCUUCUUCUUCUUCUCUUUGUUUCUCUCUUAACAGAAAGGAGGAGCUUUCCUCGUCUUCCCUCCAGGACUCUCUCCGAUCCCUGGGUAUCACCUCCGGAGACCUUAUCUAUUUCUCUCUCAACCCAGAUGAAUUUUCACCGUCUCCUCAAAUGCUAGUUUUAAGCUCGGAUCAGUUCUUGCAUGAACAGGAUGGAGCUCAACAAGGUAAUCUUCAAGCACAAUCCCCGAAUUAUGAAGGAUCUGCAACUUUUGAUCCGAGUUUGACUGAAAAUCGCGAAACCCCAGAUCAAGAUGUGUCUGUAAAAGAAACGAAGUUCUCAGGAACUAGUACUUCAAUUAAGGAAACCCUAAUUCAGGAUUUGCCUGUAGGAGGACAAUCUGACAUGGGUGAUGAAGUUAUUCAAGAACAGCGACCUCUAAUUUCAAAUACUCAGAUGGGAGAAACCCUAGAAACCGAUGAAUUGUCAAGUGAAGAAGGUAUGGAUAUUGAUACUGGGUCUUUGGAUGUGGAUUUCAAGAGGGUUUCUGAGCCGUGUUUCUUGAAGAGGGUAUUGAGUGAAGAAUUGGGUGCUGAUAUUAGUGACAAUAAGCUUUUGUUUAUAGCUAUUCACGCUGUUUUCUUAGAAUCUGGUUUUGUUGGGUUUGAUUUAGUAUCUGGAUUGCGAGUUGAUCUGUUCCAUCUUCUGGAAGAGCAGUCUUCUAUGUCUUUCACUACGUCGGUUAGUUAUACUCUCCCUGAACUUUUGCUUGAUGAUACUGUUACUGAAUCAGUCAUUUUGAAGUUUCAGACUUUAGGGAAUUUUGUCAAUGUAUAUGGGUCAUUGGCCAAGAAGCAGUCAUGGCUGCAUAGAUUGUGCGUGAAUAAAUCUAAAUAUGUGCCCUCUAUUGGUUGCCUCUUGCAAAAUUGUGACGAGAAUAAUGGGGUGAAUGAGAAUUAUGAAUUGUCUAAGUACUCCCCUGAAAAUGAAGUUUUUGAGCUUUGGAAAAUUGUGAAGGAUCAGCUUGCUUUGCCAUUGUUGAUAGAUCUUUGUGAAAAGGCUGGUUUGGGUCUUCCCCCAUGCUUGGUGCGUCUCCCAUCAGACCUAAAGCUCAGGAUUUUGGAGUUCCUUCCUGGUGUUGAUAUUGCAAGAAUGGCAUGUGUAUGUAAAGAGAUGCGGUAUUUGUCUUCAAACAAUGAUUUAUGGAAGCAAAGAUAUGAUGAAGAAUUUGGAAUUGGAAAAGGAUUACAGGGAAUUACCAAUUGGAAAGCAAGGUUUGCUUUAUUUUGGGAGAUCAAGAAGAAGCGAAAGAGGGAGCGUCGGUUUCGAUUUACCCCCUUUCACUUGUAUCUUGGAACUGAACCUGAACCUGGACCUAAUCCAUUUGGCCUUCCUCUUCCAGUGGUAGGUGGUGACUAUGACCGGCUUCCUGGCCUUGGUGUUCCAUUCCCUUUUGGACCACCUAAUCGACCAUUUCAAAGACGAUCGCGUAGAAGUUUUUCUCCCAGUUGUAAUCUUGGAGGAUUCAAUAGAUAGUUUGGUCAUAUUGAGGUUUUUCCUAUAUCAUGCUGAAUGCUAUAAAUUGGCUCGUUGAGGACAUUUUGGAGAUAGUUUGCAAUUGCAUGCGCAUCUAAUUUUAGUAGUUGUAAUGGUAUCUCGCUAGAAUGCUUGCUCCUGUGGGAGUCCCUUGGUUAUAUUCUGAAAACUGAAGUUUGAUUUUGUUUAUAUGGCAAAAUAAAAGUACAUAUUGUCAUUG